Molecule: messenger RNA, 4965 nt
Organism: Pestalotiopsis fici W106-1
Lineage: Eukaryota; Fungi; Ascomycota; Sordariomycetes; Amphisphaeriales; Sporocadaceae
Exons: 2
Coding region: 1-4965 (1654 amino acids)
Cellular component (GO): membrane
Source: RefSeq, a predicted model, not a curated record
AUGUCCGGCCCAGUGUCUACACCCUACUGGGGUCACUUACCUUCGCAGAGUCGACGUUCAUCAGGUGAUCAUAAUAGUCGAGCUCACGACCGCAACUCGUCAUUGGACGACCCUGCGUCUACUGCCCGAUCGCAACUGAAAUUGAAUCGCGAAUCGGUCCAGACUCAGGCAACCGAGGAUUCGACUUUUAGCCCACUGGCAUCUCCUACAGUCUCCGACGACGGCCUGACGCCGCGACCGCCCACGCUUCCCUACGGACAAAACAGAUACCCGCGUGAUUGGGCGGACAAAUCAAAGAGACGGAGCACGAGGACGAACGGAGAUUUCUCUGCAGAGUCUGCUCGCGCAACGCCACCUGCUGCGCCGGAUGUGCCUAGAGCGCCUCCAAUCAGCUACAAAGAUCCGCGAGGCAACGGCUCCCUCUCACCAUAUACUUUCGACGCUUCGGGCAAGCCAGGUCCGCCCACGUCGGCCCACCGAUCUGUUGCUCUCGCCAAAGCUGUUGCGGACAUGGAAGCAGAAAACUCCGGCUCACGAAGGACUCCUCGUACUUUCGAAGAGGACCUGGAAGCAAGAAGGGCACGACGCGCCUCGGCUGAUAUAGGCGCUGAACCGUCCAGGGUUGGAUCCUCGAGACGGACCCAUAAUGGAGAUAGGCCCGAUCGAACGGCGUCGCAUCGCCGGAGAGACUCAGUGGAUCCCGAUGGAUCACGGCAAAAGUGGGCAGAUGACUGGUCACCUCUACAGAGACUUGAGCUGACGCUGGACAGUCUGACCAAAGAAGAAAAACGUGCCCGCGUAGAGGCUGCCGAAAAGCGUGCGCGGCAGAAAGCAGCCACAGCGGCGGCCGAAGCUGGCGUAAACUCUCCUACCAUAGAAAGCAGCGAACGCCCCUCGGCACAACAACAAGUCCAUUUCAGAGCACGCAGGCAAUCCGUCGGAAAAGGCGAUUAUCAACGUCCGGGCGCGGCAGACCUUCGAUGGGAGCAGCCUGCUGUUACGGCCCAGAGGGGUGCACCCACGGAACAACGUGUUGUCGACGACCAUAGACGGAGUGUUUCUCUUGGUCAGGCCCAAUAUGCCCAGGUACAUGCUCCGAAAAGCCGAAAUGUGUCUGCACCAGGAGGUGCUGCACCGCCUCAACGCAAUAUGACCUUCCGUGAGAGAGCUGCAAAGAAUGACCCAACUGUUGUCCCACACAGAGAGGAUAAUGAUCGUGGUUCACCUGUAGAGUCUCCCAUAACUGCAGCCAUCCCUGGUCCAGGAAUUACCCGCAGCGCUAGCAAUAAACUUCGAAAGAACCCACCCGGUGACCCUUGGUAUAGUAAACGCAUGGAAGCAGAGGAACGAUUUCCGUCUGUGCGUAACCGUAACAACGAGUAUGAAGAGCCGGACGCAUUCGAUGAAGUUGGCAUUUCAAGAUCCAAAACCACAGGUGGGACCUUGAAGAAAACGCCACAGCAGCCAGGGGCAUACACAAGACCAUCAGUGGAUGUCCAUGAUCCUGAUUAUGAAGAAUAUGAAGACUACGAGGAGCCUCCAAGCCGAGCCAGAAGCUUUGCUGCAGCCAUUGGCCUAGGCCGUUCACUGUCCAUGGGUGCCAAACGGCAACCGCCACCCCGCCCUCCGAAGCAAGAGUUUCCUCGGGAAAACGGCAACCGCACAAAGGCCGUGCAGUUUCCUGAUCAGAGACCGAUACCAGAUGAUCCUGAUGAAGAAGAAUACGAUGAGGAAGAAAGCUAUCACCAUCACUUUCGGGAGUAUUUUCAUAGGGACAAGUCGCAUCCCGGUCAAACCGCUUAUCAACCUCCCAAAUUUCUGGAGGAGUGGAAGAAGGCGACUGUCGGUUUACUCUCAGAUGCGCUGCUCGAAACUCACGGGCAGGUUCCCAAGACGCCAGAAAAUGCUCCCAACGAUAAAGACACAGCCUGGUGGGAGGGCUCUGGAAGGCGGAGUGGUAGUAUGUCUUCGCGACCACCCAAAGCUGAAGCAUUCGACGGCGAAUAUGCCGACGCUUCGGGCCCGACAAGAUUCAAACCGGCCUUGCAUCUCAAAUGCGGUCCGCUUUUGAGGUAUUGUGGCAUGCGCCAGGACAGAUCACCUGCACGAAGCAGAGCCGGAGUCUCGUCAGAUAAGCAAAUCUGGAGAGGUUCCAUCAUGAUUGUGACCGAGGACUCUGAGAGUUCGUACGAGAUAGCCCCGACGCUGCGCAUGUUUGUGCAACCCAUUGACUUGCUGGCGCCGCCGCCGGCAGAGUUGAAGGGUGAGCAGGCACUCCUCCCAGAGUAUGUUGACCCCAUAGCGGGCAUUCCCAAGCUCGGUCGACGAGGCGAGACCCUUUAUGUGAGACCGGUCGAGCAUCUCGAAGAAGGCCUAGAUGUGUCCACUAUGGAAGGUGAUGGUGGCCUCUUUGAGAGCACGAGAACAGCACCCGACUUCCACAACGAUCCCAAUGCCCCGGGAUCGUUUGCUAGCCGUGCAAUGCGCUCCAGCAUGGACGGAGAGAGACUUGGCAAGUACAAAGAUGUUCGUGGCUUCCGUCUUCACGCUGAAAAGGGCUGCACCUUUUGGCGAUUCAACAUCGAAAUCGAGCUGCGCGAAAAACAACAGCGCAUCGCCUAUCGCAUCAACAGGGGCCCAUCCAUUGGAUUUUGGGUGCCAUCCCGAAACGAGUCGAUGAAUGUCAUGUUCCACAGCUGCAAUGGCUUCAGUCUGAGCGUCAACUCUAACGACUUCAGCGGCCCUGAUCCCAUGUGGCGAGAUGUGCUCAACACACAUCAGACUCGGCCUUUCCAUGUCAUGAUUGGAGGUGGCGAUCAGAUCUACAAUGAUGCUGUCAUGAAAAAGACCAGCAUAUUCCAGCAGUGGCUGGAAAUCAAGAACCCUCUACACAAGCACAAUGCACCUUUCACCAAAGAUCUACAGGAAGAGUUGGAAACUUUCUAUCUGGAGCGAUAUUGCAUGUGGUUUUCCCAAGGUCUGUUUGGCCUAGCCAACUCGCAGAUACCCAUGGUCAACAUGUACGAUGACCAUGAUAUCAUCGAUGGUUUUGGGUCGUAUCCAGAUCAUUUCAUGAAAACACCCGUCUUCUCCGGCCUCGGGGCUGUUGCUUUCAAGUACUACAUGCUGUUCCAGCAGCAAAGCAUCGUGAGCGAAAGUGAAGAGACGGAACCAAGCUGGGUGUUGGGUUGCAAACCUGGUCCCUACAUUCACGAGCUGAGCCGCAGUCUGUAUGUGUCUCUUGGUGCUGGACUUGCUCUGCUGGCUGUCGAUGCGCGAACUGAGCGUGCGAGGGAUGAGGUAAUUCGGGAGGAGACAUGGAAGAAAAUCAUGGAUCGAUGUUAUGCCGAGAUCGUCAAGGGCGAGACGACUCACUUGUUGGUCCUGCUAGGAGUUCCAAUUGCCUACCCACGACUGGUUUGGCUCGAAAAUAUCUUGACUUCAAGAUUGAUGGAUCCCGUCAAGGCCAUGGGCAAGGCCGGGCUCCUAGGAAACUUCCUCAAUCGCUUCGAUGGUGGUGUUGAAAUUCUCGAUGAUCUUGAUGAUCACUGGACAGCCAAGAACCACAAAGACGAACGCCGAUUCAUCAUUGAAGACCUUCAAGACCUGGCAGCAGAUAAAUCCGUUCGCAUCACAAUCUUGAGUGGCGAUGUGCAUCUUGCAGCCAUCGGGCAAUUUUUCUCCAAUCCAAAGCUCCAGAUUCCCAAGCACAAAGACUUUCGCUACAUGCCAAACGUCAUCUCAUCUGCCAUCGUCAACACGCCACCUCCAGAUAUGUUGGCCGAUGUUUUGAAUAAGCGGAAUAAGGUGCAUCAUUUCGAUAAGGAAACAGACGAGAACAUGAUACCUAUUUUCACCACUGGUGUUGACAACAAACCUCGCAACAAUAAGCAUCUUCUGCCACACAGAAACUGGUGUCAGAUUCGUUCUUAUGUUCCUGGCGAAACGCCUCCUCCUACGCCGCCGCCAGAAGAGUACGAGUCAAUGCCUGAAGCAAAACCGACAGAAAAUCGUGGUGGCCUGCUCCGGCGAUUCUCCUCCAAAAAGAACCGCGGUCCAACAUAUCGCCCCGACGUACCAGAUGAAGUCGAUCGCUCUCGGCCACCACUCUCUGGUGGAGGGGGAGGACUCUUCCGGUCUCUUUCUCGCAAAAACUCAACUUCAAAUGGAGAGAAAAGGCCCGGAAACUUGCUUCGCACAUUAUCUCUUGGUCGGGGCGCCUCGGCUGGUCCAAAGGAUGGUGUAUUUAGUCGUCCCUCAACGGACCGCCGUCGUCCAAAUGAUGGCGGCAUCAAUGGAGACUGGGGGGCAGAAAGCGAUGGGGACUACUACGACGCAACGCCACCGCCGCCUACACAAACCCGGCGGAGGCAGCCUACAGCCUUUGAAGGACCCAAUGGAGAACGUGGUGAUAAGCUUGCACGUAUGGGUUUACGUGGAGGGGCUGGCAGCGCUCGAGAGGCUGCUGAGUAUAGUGUUGGUGACGAUUCAUACUUUACGGUUACGAGCCGCGUGCCGCAUCGUGCUUAUACACAGCCUAUGACAUCUGCACCACCGCGCGGUGACGGUUGGGCCGUUGAUGAGCCCUUCAGACCUAAGCCGCUCGGUCGCACUCCGACCGGCUUGAGCACCAAGCAACUGAAGCACGUUGAGCGAUGGCAGGUCGACGUUAAAGGGGCGCUCGACAUACAAUUGAACGUCGAGGUGAACCCGAAAGACCCUGCGGGCAUUACAGUGCCCUACCGCUUGCUCGUACCCAAAUUGGAGUACGAAUACCUUGGAGAAGAUGCUUCAGUGGCUUCUGACGUAUCGCCAGAGAUUGAGAAUGGCACUGCUGGGAUUGAGGCAGAGCCGGUGACUCCAAAGAGAGGAGGCACCCUAAAGAGACUCUUUAGUGGACGCGGAAAGGGCAGUCAGUACCGAGAUCACCGCGGUGGCGAGGGGGCCGAGUAUGAUUACCAUUAA